AUGAAGUUCCUGGAAAUUGAUUCUUUGGAACAACUAAACAGUGUUUUUCGGUGGGAAACGCCUGAAUGCAUACUGAAUGGCAGAGUGGAAGCCUAUUCUUGCAAAUCGGCGGGUUCCGACAAGAAACUAUUCAAGCAACUCGAAAGCCGGUAUACGACAAUUACAGCGGGUGGGACGACUAGCAACGAGUUGACACCAGGAUCAAUAUCACCAGAUACCAAUGAUUUGUCCAUCAUUUCACCAUUCGGUCGAUUGGACGAAGCAGCACCACGAAAAACAUUCUUUUAUCUCCUGGCGACGUUGAAUGCGUCAUUUCCUGAACAUGACUUUGGCGACGUGCGGCCUGACCAGUUUAGCAAGCAGCCGUCGCUUGACCUCGUUAUCAACUCAGUCAACACAACCUUGUUUAACCUCGGAAAUGAUUUCAUUGUCAAUCGAUAUCGAAUGUGGGAUAUAUUGGAUGAUCUAGUGCGAUUACAUGAAUGCGACGUGUACAGUUAUAAUCCGGAUAUCGACGAGGAUCCUAUGAAUGAGGACGGUUAUUUAUGGUCGAUGAAUUAUUUCUUCUUUAAUCGCAAGCUGAAGCGGAUGAUCUUUUUCUCGGUCAAGAGCCAAAGCAUUGCAAAUAUGUCUGCGGACGAAGACGAUGAGGUACAAGACGAUGAAGACGACGAUGAUAUGGAGGACAAUGCUCGACGACGGCGACACGACUACAUGGUCAUGGGUGACAUGGAAGUGUAG
Molecule: messenger RNA, 741 nt
Organism: Zychaea mexicana
Lineage: Eukaryota; Fungi; Mucoromycota; Mucoromycetes; Mucorales; Lichtheimiaceae
Product: Maf1 regulator-domain-containing protein
Exons: 6
Coding region: 1-741 (246 amino acids)
Biological process (GO): negative regulation of transcription by RNA polymerase III
Cellular component (GO): nucleus
Molecular function (GO): RNA polymerase III core binding
Source: RefSeq, a predicted model, not a curated record